Pteropus alecto (black flying fox) is the source of this 2295-nucleotide messenger RNA. RefSeq names its product 40S ribosomal protein S4, X isoform. The transcript is spliced from 2 exons. The record is from RefSeq and is a predicted model, not a curated record. The coding region runs from base 150 to 941 and encodes 263 amino acids. Gene Ontology annotation, molecular function: structural constituent of ribosome; RNA binding. NCBI's taxonomy places the organism in Eukaryota, Metazoa, Chordata, Mammalia, Chiroptera, Pteropodidae. Gene Ontology annotation, cellular component: cytosolic small ribosomal subunit; ribosome. Gene Ontology annotation, biological process: translation.
UACUGCGCAUGCUCAGAGAGGGAAUCCACGCCCGCCGCAGUGUGCGUAGACCGAUAGUUACUCGCCGCGGCGUUUUGUGGUUUCUAAAUAGAGCGAAUCUUGGCUCGCGGACGGUCACGUGAUCUUUCAGGAACUCUGACAGUGCAGUCAUGGCUCGUGGUCCCAAGAAGCAUCUGAAGCGUGUAGCAGCUCCAAAACAUUGGAUGCUGGAUAAACUGACGGGUGUGUUUGCUCCUCGUCCAUCUACCGGUCCCCACAAGCUGAGAGAAUGUCUCCCUCUCAUCAUUUUCCUAAGGAAUCGACUGAAGUAUGCCCUAACUGGAGAUGAAGUAAAGAAGAUCUGCAUGCAGCGGUUUAUCAAGAUUGAUGGCAAGGUCCGGACUGAUGUAACCUACCCUGCUGGUUUUAUGGAUGUCAUCAGCAUUGACAAGACGGGAGAGAAUUUCCGUCUGAUCUAUGACACCAAAGGCCGCUUUGCUGUUCAUCGGAUUACACCUGAAGAGGCCAAGUACAAGUUAUGCAAAGUGAGAAAGAUCUUCGUGGGCACAAAAGGAAUCCCUCAUCUGGUGACUCAUGAUGCUCGCACCAUCCGCUACCCUGAUCCCCUCAUCAAAGUGAACGACACCAUUCAGAUCGAUUUGGAAACUGGCAAAAUUACUGAUUUCAUCAAGUUUGACACUGGUAACCUAUGUAUGGUAACCGGAGGUGCUAACUUGGGAAGAAUUGGUGUGAUCACCAACAGAGAGAGACACCCUGGCUCUUUCGAUGUGGUUCAUGUGAAAGAUGCCAAUGGCAACAGCUUUGCCACCCGGCUUUCCAACAUUUUCGUUAUUGGCAAAGGCAACAAACCGUGGAUUUCUCUUCCCCGUGGCAAGGGUAUCCGCCUCACCAUUGCCGAAGAGAGAGACAAGAGACUGGCAGCCAAACAGAGCAGCGGGUGAAAUGAUCUCUAGGUAACAUGACUGGAAAAGUCUUUGUACCUAAUUAAAGUUAAAUAUAGCAUGAUCACUUGCCAAGAAAAAAAAUUCCUCAUCUUUGAAUUGCCUGUUUAUAUCACUUGCAAAUUUUUCUAUUGGAUUAUUUGUCUUUUCCAUAUUAAUUUGUUCGGAGUAUACUUUUACUUUUUUUUUAUUUCACUAAUUUCUAUUUAUAUUGCUCACCAUCUGCAGUUUUGGGGUAUACUCUGCUGUUCAUGUUCUGAUUUCUCUAGGUAAACACUUAGCUGAUUUAUUUUUGAUCAGUCUUUCUGAUAAAGCAUAUAUGCUUAAGGUCAUAUAUUUUCUUUUAAGUACUUUAACUGAAUGUUACUUUUUAAAAGGAAUCUCACAGCUUUUGCUAUGUGGUUUUUCACUGUUGCAGUUCUAAAUAUAUUAUAGUUUCGUUGUUUUAUUCUCCUUCCAUGAGUUAUUUAGAACUGUGGUUUUAAAUUUCCAGAGGUAUGCAUUUUGUUUCAUUCCUUUAAAAAAAAAAAAAAGUAUCUUUUUUGUUACUGAUUUCUAACUUCAUUAUAUUGUGUUCUUAGGAUAUGUUCUGUAUGACUUUAUCGGUUAAUACUUAGUGAGCUAAAACUAAUAUUAUAUGCCAACUUAAUUGAAAAAUUAAAAAAUUAUUUUAAAGAAAAACAAAAAACAACUUUAAUGGCCUAGUGUAAGUCAAAUUUUAUGUUCCAUGUGUACUUGAAAAUAAUAUUUGUUUUCUAAUAUUUGUAUAUUAAAGUUUAUUACAUUGUUUAAUCUUUUAUAUGUUACUAAUUUUGUUUUAUUUUUGUUCAUGUAUCAUACUUUUUAGGGGAAAAGUAUAUUAAAAUGUAUCACUAUGUUUGUAGGUUUUUUCGUUUUCCCUUGUAUUUCUGCCUAAAAGAUUUUUGAGGCUAUGUUGUUAGAUUCAUAUAAGUACUAGAUGAUAGAUGAAUUUUAUCAUCAAGCAAUGAAACCUGUAUCCCUGUUAUCCCUUAAAGUCUAUUUUGUGAGAUUUUAAAAUCGCUGUUAUCAGUUUUCUUUCUCUAUUUUGCCCUAAAUUGGGAGGCAGCAGAGAACAAUGUUAAGAGUAUGGCCUCUGAAGUCAUAGUGCCUGGUUCCAAAUCCCAGCACUAACAUAUCCUGUCUAUAUGAUUUCAAGCAAGUUAAUAACCUCAAGUGUUCCCACGUAUAAAAUGGGCAUAGUUACUGCUCGCCUCAUAGGAUUGUUAGGAGGAUUAAACUAAUUACUAUUUUUAAAGUAUUUUGAACAUCAUAGAAGGCACUCCAUGUGUAUUCGUAAAAUAAAAUAAAUAUAUCUGCAUCCCUUUUGUGUCAA